AUGUCCAUGCUCCUUGUCCAGAAACAACACCUCCCUCUCUCCGUCCGUCCCCGCACGACCGUCACUCUCCUCUCGUUGCGCCACCGAUGCCGUCUCCCCACGACUCGAUUCUCCGCCGCCGCCGCCGCCGCCGCCGACUCGGCUAGCCGCGCUGCCCCCUUCACCGUCGAGGACUACCUCGUCGCCACAUGCCACCUAACCCCUGUGCAGGCGCUCAAGGCCUCCAAGGUGCUCUCGCACCUCAAGUCUCCCUCCAGGCCCGACGCCGUGCUCGCCUUCCUCUCGGACCUCGGUCUUUCCGAGGCCGACAUCGCCGCCGCCGUCGCCUAUGACCCCAGGCUUCUCUGCUCCGAGGUCGAGCGGACGCUGGCCCCGCGUCUCGUGGAGCUCCGGGACCUCGGCCUCUCUCCGUCCCAGAUCGCCCGCCUCGCCCUCGUCGACCCCGCGCGCUUCCGCCGCCCCACCGUCGUCUCCAAGCUGCAGUAUUACGUCCCCCUCUUCGGUUCCUUCGAGAACCUCCUCCAUGCUCUCAGGAGCAACGCCUACCUCCUCAGCUCCGACCUCGAGCGCGUGGUUAAGCCCAACGUCGCGUUCCUGAUGGAGUGCGGGCUAGAUGCUUGUGAUAUUGCCAAGCUGUCCAUACCCGUCCCUAGGCUGAUCACCACCAACCCAGAACGCGUCCGGGCAAUGGUGGAGCGAGCUGAAGCUGUCGGUGUGUCUCGUGGCACUGGGAUGUUUAGGCACGCACUGCUGGCUGUCGCGUUCCUCAGCGAGGAAAAGAUCAAAGCUAAGGUGGAGUUUUUGAAGACAACGUUUCGGUGGUCGGAUGCUGAGGUGGGCGUUGCGGUUUCCAAGCUGCCAUUGGUGCUCAAGCACUCCAAGGACAGGCUGCGCCGCAUGUCAGAGUUCCUGAUCACCAAGGUUGGGUUGGAGCCAGAGUACAUUGCUCACAGGCCUGCUCUGCUUACAUAUAGCUUGGAACGCCGCCUCAUGCCCCGGCACUAUGUUGUGAAUUACCUGAAGGAAAAUGGAUUAUUGGAGCAGGACCGGAGCUACUACACCGCUGUCCAGGUGAGCGAGAAUGUCUUCAUGGAGAAGUUCAUACGCCCUUACAAGGAAGCUGCACCAAGCCUCGCCCUAGAUUAUGCUGCUGCUUGCAGAGGAGAGGCGCCCACUACCCUCAGAUUGCAUGAACCCAGCACCGACUUGGCAAGUGUUUAA
Molecule: messenger RNA, 1221 nt
Organism: Miscanthus lutarioriparius
Lineage: Eukaryota; Viridiplantae; Streptophyta; Magnoliopsida; Poales; Poaceae
Source: the annotation of a GenBank genome assembly